AUGGACUCGACCUAUCGUCCGACCAGUCCAGCACUGGGCAACCUGCCUGAAUCACCAGAUCUGAGUGGCUUGCGACCCCAGAGCCCCGAUCUGUCCGCUGCACAACUGUCCCCGCCAGCCUACACCAACUUCGCCCAACACCAAUUCAACCAGAGCCAACACACUGCCUAUUCCGCACCCGCACCCGCACCCGCACCCGCACCCGCACCACACUACGCAUACCAGCCCACGUCGGUACCACAACCACAGCUCCCCUCCGGCUAUUCGCAGCCCGACUCCCCAUACCAACAAAAUUUCUACCAGCCGCAACCCAUCCCGAACAUGGCGCCGCGACGCGUCAAGAACGAGAGCGAUGAUGACGAUUUCAUGCCAGACGCACCCGCCACGACGAGAAGAACGCGAGGCAUCAAGCAGGAAAUGCCAACAAACGGACUGCCAUCGUUCGGGCCCGCGCCUAUGAUCAAGAGUGAAGAGAACAUCGACCCGACUUUGGGCUGCACACUCAAGACCUCCUUCCCCGUAGCGCGCAUAAAACGCAUUAUGCAGGCAGAUGAGGAUAUCGGCAAAGUAGCUCAAGUCACACCAACAGUCGUUAGUCGCGCGCUGGAGCUGUUCAUGAUCAAGCUCAUCUCAGCAGCGGCGCACCAAGCACGUGGACCUGGAGAUGCAGCCGGCUCCUCCAAGGCACCGAGACGCGUCUUGGCCCAGCAUCUGAAGAAGGCAGUUCUCGCGGAUAAGAAGCUGGACUUCUUGGAGGAUCAUGUUUCAAAGGUGCCUGACGCUCCUUCCAAGUCAUCGAAGAAGGAUACCGGUAGCGAUUCGGAGGAUGUGAAGCCGGUCAAGAAGAAGGGAAAGAAGCGGAAGGAGUCUGGUGAUGACAUUUAG
This is a messenger RNA of Pseudocercospora fijiensis CIRAD86, 885 nucleotides long. RefSeq lists its product as uncharacterized. Gene Ontology annotation, biological process: negative regulation of transcription by RNA polymerase II; transcription by RNA polymerase II; positive regulation of transcription by RNA polymerase II. NCBI's taxonomy places the organism in Eukaryota, Fungi, Ascomycota, Dothideomycetes, Mycosphaerellales, Mycosphaerellaceae. Bases 1 to 885 code for a protein of 294 amino acids. Gene Ontology annotation, molecular function: RNA polymerase II general transcription initiation factor activity; core promoter sequence-specific DNA binding; transcription coactivator activity. The record is from RefSeq and is a predicted model, not a curated record. Gene Ontology annotation, cellular component: nucleus; negative cofactor 2 complex. The transcript has a single exon.